GGGGCGUGUUGGGCUGUCACCUGCCUCGGGCUCCCACAGCGACAAUGACAGCGAUGCGAACUUGGCUUGACUGCAUGCUGCUAAUUCUUUCAAACAUUUUUUCAAGAUGUGGGCUGCUCUCAUAAUUAACGGGCUGUUACCGAACCGGUUAAAAUAGGAUGUCAACAAAUGACGCGGCAGUGUCGGAGCUCAGAGUUGUAGGAGGAGAAACGAGAACCCAACUGUACAGGACAGCAGGAGCAACACGUACCACAAGACAGCAGCAGAAUGAGACCUUUGAUGGUGGUUUCCAAAAACAGAAUCAUCAUGGAACCCAGACUGGGCAGCACUUUCAGCACGCACCCACUGGGCGACAGAAAACACAAGCAGAGCUAAUAUUUGGAGACAGACAGAGAGAAGAGGGCAAGCUUCCUGGGUGUGGUGAGCCGAAGUUGCAGACCUGCAGGCCUGUUGGAACCAGAUUCACCUCCUCCCUCAGUUUCCAACUUUCCAGGGAGCUCAGCUCUGCACAGCAAGAACUAAAACCUAAGAACAAACCAGACCACUGUCUACACAGGUGUGAGUUUGGGGAAAGGCACUCACAGGUGAAUGAAAGAGAAUCACCAGCAGAGACAUCUGUAGAGGCAGCCAAUGACUUGUCAUCAUCAUCAUCAGAGAGGAUUUCAUUUCCUGUCAAGAGGAAAGAGGAUGUUAUCACUCUUAUUUCCAAUGUUCUUGAGACCACAUAUUCCUCAGGAGUAGCUCACCGUUUCUCAGAUGGUAAGCUUGGACCAUAUGACUAUAAUUGCUUACACACUGUGUCACAACAUGGGUCACAACUAAGAAGGACUGGUUUAGAAUCAUUGGAGACAGAGGAAGCUACAGAGGACUUUACAAGACUUGAGAACCAAAAUCAUCUUUUUGAACUGUCUGACCCGACUGUAACCAUGUUGUCUUCCACCAUGGUAUCGGUACUCGCCCCACACUGGAAUAGUCGACUGCGCCGAGGCAAGCGGGGUAUGGCAACUGGCAAUUUGGAUGACGAAGUGAAUGUACCAGGUGUGACAUAUGGCUCAAGCACUGAGGCAAAUUCUGCCCGUGAACAUUUUCGGGAAACACAGAGCCAACAUGCUGGGGAGAGGGGCUUGAGAGAUGGAUUCCAAGAGCCAUUGAGAGCAUCAUUUCUGGGUACCAGGAGAAAAACAGUAGACUGGUCAACUAAGAGCGGGCCCGCAAGUGUAAAUCUGGACUAUGAAUGCAAGAGGAAAGUUGUUCAGUCUGUUUCUGUGGAUGGCCCAGGUAGGCUAGACAACAGAAAAAUAGGUGGGGGUGUUUUCAGUCCUGUAGCUACAACUUCAUCAGCCAUGUCUUCCCUUUCUCUUGACCUAAAUGAACAAGGGAGAGCGCCACUGGCAAGCCAAGGAGAACUGUCACCUUCAAGCUCCACACCAACAACAAGCAGUCGCCUUCUCUCUUUAAGAAGACUCAACUCCAAUUGGAGGAGCUCCCCCUCUGAGAAAAACCCUGUGCCACAGCUCUCCCCAACCUUUCUAAAUAACAACGAGCAAGACAGGUUGAAGUGCACCCCCUAUUCAUCAGCCAUCUCUUAUAAGACAGCAGAAACUGACCCCACUGUUUCCCCAUCCCUCUCCAAACACAGAGAAAGAAAUGUAUCUAAAGACUACAGCGAUUCAGAGGAUGUACCCAUUUCCCAGCCAUCACAGAAAACAAGCACUUUUUCAUGUCCCCAACAGACCUCUCUAACAAAAGAACUCGAGAAGCAACAGAACUACAGACAUUCAAACACAAGAACAGAUCAUAUGUCAGAAAGCUCUAGACUUUCUCCAUAUGAUGGCUAUGCCUUCCUUAAAAGUCGGUCCCUUGGUAGAAGGACCACCCUGACAUCCACUUCCUGGUGGAAACAAGUUACACAGGAAAGCAGUUCCCCUCUUGGCCCCAACAAUACCACCAAUAUCUAUGACAAAAACAAAAAUAAGACAAGCACGCCCUUAAUUACACCCUCUAACACUAAUAUUGACUUGCCAACCCAAAAUCCUGUUGACAACAAAAGACUGAGCAGCCAAAUCCCCAACAGCAGACAAAACAAUAGCACAGUUGAGUCAGUUUACAAGGCCAACUUGAACAUUGUUAUGAAGGCACAGGGUGGUCCUCACACCCUCAGACGAAGCAAUGCUGAGGAUACGCCUGACCAAGAGUUGGAUAGGUGUCUUAAACACCAGAAUGGCUUCAAUUUGAAUAAUAGAGAAACAGCAAAGCCCCAUAGUUUGGUGAGUGUUCCGUCUAUGUCUAAAUUCAGUGGUGCUGCAGGGCAAACAACUCUGAGUCACGCUAAAAAUGUAGCUGUGACUGAAUUACAAAACACUUUGCUAAAUCCUAAGAGCCUGAAUACACCCACUGAGAAAAAUGAUCUCACAGCUAAUACCCAGCCCUACACAGCUUUAUUCAUUCCUCCAUCCACAAGUAGCCCAACCACUUCUAAUGUAACAUUAUCUAAAACUACCUCCUUCACAGAUCAAGCUGAAAAUAAAUCCUCUGUCAACAGUGAACUCCCUCCCUUCAAAUUGUCUCUAGUCCCCUUUCCAGCACAUGCUCUAAAACUAGUUCGAUCUUCAGCACCCAACCUGCUUCCUCUCAGACUGGUAUUCCCUCUUUAUCGCCUACCAGAUCUGUUCCCCACCCACGGUCCACUGAAUUUACCAGGACAAGCACAACCACGCCACUUGGAUUUGAAAGAACCUACACCUCCAUCCCUAAGUCUUCCUACCCUAAAAUUAUACCUACCCUUAUUCCCACAUCCCACGUUAGUUUUUCAUCAACAAACUAUAGCCCUGUAUCCAACAGCCCUACCAUCUCUUCUACUACUCCGUCCAGCCAUCCUGCCCCCUCAACACCCACCAGCCCAUCCCUCCUUACUCUUCCCAUCACUACUGCCCUUUCAUCCUCUACUGCUGCUGUCACCUCCUCAUCUCUCCUUACUCCGCCUUCCACCCCCACCCUCACCCGAGCCACCUCCCCAGAGACCUCCCUUCCCCAAGCAGAGAAUACAUUUUCAGGCAGCCUGGACCUCUCUCCAAAGAAACAACACUCCCAUGUGGAGGGGGCAAGGAUGAGACGGGUGAAGUGGCAGGAUUCAUUAGAUCUGCAACACUCUGAGGCCACCACUGAACAGAGGUCAGAGCCAUCUCAGACCCCCACAAGCCCUGUAUCCCCCUCAAGGCCUUUGCAGAAUGUAGGGGCUCCUUCCAUUUUCUCUUUCCUAAGACCAGGUAGUUCCACCAGAACUACAACUCCUCUCUGCCUACCCACCCC
Messenger RNA from Myripristis murdjan (pinecone soldierfish), 3309 nucleotides. Its product is annotated as flocculation protein FLO11-like. The transcript is spliced from 5 exons. The record is from RefSeq and is a predicted model, not a curated record. The coding region runs from base 159 to 3110 and encodes 983 amino acids. Lineage: Eukaryota; Metazoa; Chordata; Actinopteri; Holocentriformes; Holocentridae.